GGAAAAGUCGAUAAUUACUCAUUCAGCUGUGGAAAUCCUAGCACUGUGGUUCUUAGAAUGGCAUGGAAUUACUGAAUGCUAAGAAAGAACUGGAGGAAAUAUUGGGAGAAUUAACCAUGUGACUGAGAAUUUGAGCUGCUUGUCAGAUGGAACAUGGGAGAUACACAGCUACUUAUCUCCUGAUUGUAUCAUUGCAUUCCUGAAGGUCUUUCCAAGCCAGUGGUAAUGGAACCACUGAAUGGAGCUGAUGGACAGCCAGAACAACAAAGCAAGACAGAACCAUCUCUGAAAGGUGUUGCGCACCAUUGCUGGGCAGCCUGGUGGAAUGGGAUGACAACAGGCGGAAACCUGUAUCUCUUUGUCCUCUCACUGUUACUGGUUUUCUUCUUUAUGUUUUGGUGUGGUGGAUGUGAGACAGUCCCAGCAGUUCAGGAUAUUUUUGCUGUCUUGUCCAACCUACUUCAUCCAUUUCAACAGCUGGAUUCAGAUUCUAACAAGGAUCUGAUCAAGAAUGAAGGCAUCACAGUGUCUUACCUCCUGCUGUCUCUGUUCUCCCUUGGCUUGCUAUUCGUAGGAACAUUGGUUUGGCGUCUUGUGAAAGCACCUCCAGAUCCCCCAUUUCCCCUCCAAGAGGACAGGCGACAGUCUGUAAGCCGCCAACCAUCGUUCACUUAUUCUGAAUGGACAGAAGACAAAAAUGAUGAUGACUUCCUUGAUUUAGAUCCUGUACCAGAGUCACCAGUUUUUGACUGUGUGAUGGAUAUAAAAGUAGAAACAGAUCCAGCAACUCUUACAGUUAAAUCUGUAGGGCUGCAGGAAAGGCGAGGUUCAAAUGUUUCGCUCACAUUGGACAUGUGUACUCCAGGCUGUUCUGAACAAGGGUUUGGCUAUAUCAUGUCUCCAAGAGAACAGUCAGCUCAAGAAUACCUCCAGACAGCAUCAAAUAUUCUCACAGAGGAGGAGCUGCACCAGAAAGCUUUAGACUCUUUUGUUCUCCAGGCAGAGUUUUUUGAAAUCCCAAUGAACUUUGUUGAUCCAAAGGAAUAUGACAUUCCAGGUUUGGUCCGAAAGAAUCGCUACAAAACAAUUCUCCCAAAUGAUGAUGAUGAUGAUGAUUUUGCGGUUUAUUUUCCUCAUUCCUCUCCCAGCUUAUAUACAGAUAAAGAAUUUAACAGAGACACCUCCAUUCAAUUUAUGUUUAACCAAGCACUUAUGAAGGUGGAUUUGGGAGUUAGGGUGGAUG
Messenger RNA from Python bivittatus (Burmese python), 1243 nucleotides. The record is from RefSeq and is a predicted model, not a curated record. NCBI's taxonomy places the organism in Eukaryota, Metazoa, Chordata, Lepidosauria, Squamata, Pythonidae.